This is a messenger RNA of Klebsormidium nitens, 1053 nucleotides long. The record is from the annotation of a GenBank genome assembly. NCBI's taxonomy places the organism in Eukaryota, Viridiplantae, Streptophyta, Klebsormidiophyceae, Klebsormidiales, Klebsormidiaceae.
GCCGUGGCAGGCGCUGGCAGCCUGUGCACCUCCUCGAAGUUCGAACCAACUUCUUCGAGGAGAAUCAAGGCUCAUGUGACACUGACAAGUGUGUCGGUCUGUUCUGCAAAGUGUGAAAACCAAGUCUACCAAUUUUAAGGGCGUAAGACAGCGUUCUUGUAAACAAUGGCGUCUUGCACACUUUUAACGAGUGGCGCCCUUGGUAGCUUGGCAUUGAGCCAGUGCGGUGCUUUAGAAAGGCCGUGGCAGUCAACGCCCCGUUCUCGCCCCGCUACUUUUGGCCGUGGACCGAGUGCUGGGACAGUAUGCAGUAGCAGCAGGCUGGGCGAGCGCCGCCACGUGCUGCUGAGAGAAGGCAGGAGAGGCUCUGGCAUGCAGGACAGGCCCCGGAGAGGCCCCACCGUGUGCGGCAUCUUUGGGCUGGGGGUCCCGGAGCUUGUGGUGAUAGCGGGCGUGGCGGCGGUGCUGUUUGGGCCCAAGCAAUUACCGGAGUUGGGGAAGAGCCUGGGGAAAACGGUCAAGAGCUUCCAGCAGGCUGCUAAAGAGUUCGAAGGUGAAAUUAAGAAGAAUGCGGAGGAGUUGAAAGAGGAGGCCCAAAAUAGCGUAGACGAGUUCAAAAACGAAGUGAAGAAGGAGAAAUAAGGAGCCAAGGCAAGUGUUCUGUCAGUCAGUCAAUUUUGUUACACAGUUUGCAAUUUGUUGUGGGGGGUUGCUCAUACCAAUCCUGAUUCCAAAUGAGGGCGGCGGCAGAGUAAGCAUGUCAAUCAACAUUUGGAUACUUUCUCGAAGUAGCUUUUCCAAGGGCUCUGGUUAAAGAUGCCCUCUAGGAAGCCCGGGAAAAUGUCACUUGAUUGAUGGAACGAUGCUCUACUUGGAAAAAGUCUCGGCAAAGUGGACACCUUUUGAAGAAUGUAGGGCGGCGUUUGGUUGCAAAAACCCAGUAGAUCAUCAGAGAUUCAUUUGUCUGCGUCAUGCGUUGCUUAUGGCAAAUGCAUGUGUGGUGCAUCUACCCGAAGCAGACAUUGCGUAUUAAUGAUUGGUUGCAUGAGGGCG